CCCCGGGGGCGACUGGGAGAGUCAUGGCGGCCCCCAAACAGCUGUGCCGCUUCUGGGAGUGGGGGAAGAACAUAGUGUGCGUGGGGAGGAACUACGCGGACCACGUCCAGGAGAUGCGCAGCGCCGUGCUGAGCGAGCCGGUGCUCUUCCUGAAGCCCUCCACCGCCUACGCCCCCGAGGGCUCGCCGGUCCUCAUGCCCGCCUACACCCGCAACCUGCACCACGAGCUGGAGCUGGGCGUGGUGAUGGGCAAGCGCUGCCGCGCCGUUCCGGAGGCUGCGGCCAUGGACUACGUGGCCGGCUAUGCCCUGUGCCUGGAUAUGACCGCCAGAGACGUGCAGGACGAAUGCAAAAAGAAGGGCCUGCCCUGGACUCUGGCCAAAAGCUUCACGACCUCCUGCCCCGUCAGCGCGUUCGUGCCCAAAGAAAAGAUCCCUGACCCUCACAACCUGAAGCUCUGGCUCAAGGUCAACGGCGAGCUCAGACAGGAGGGUGAGACAUCCGCCAUGAUUUUUUCCAUCCCCUACAUCAUCAGCUAUGUUUCUAAGAUAAUGACCUUGGAAGAAGGAGAUAUUAUCUUGACUGGGACGCCAAAGGGAGUUGGACCAGUUAAAGAAAACGAUGAGAUCCAGGCUGGCAUCCAUGGAGUGCUCAGUAUGAGAUUUAAAGUGGAAAGGCCAGAAUAUUGAGUCAUUUUAAACAAGUUUCAGGAGACAAGGAGGCAAGACAGAAGCAACCAAAGGCUAUUAAAUGUCGCAAUCUUUUGAUAAGAAACCAAUUAUUUAGCUGGGCUCGGUGGCUCAGCCUGUAAUCCCAGCACUUUGGGAGG
Messenger RNA from Carlito syrichta (Philippine tarsier), 829 nucleotides. RefSeq names its product fumarylacetoacetate hydrolase domain containing 1 (gene FAHD1). Gene Ontology annotation, cellular component: mitochondrion. NCBI's taxonomy places the organism in Eukaryota, Metazoa, Chordata, Mammalia, Primates, Tarsiidae. The transcript has 3 exons. Bases 24 to 689 code for a protein of 221 amino acids. The record is from RefSeq and is a predicted model, not a curated record. Gene Ontology annotation, molecular function: acetylpyruvate hydrolase activity.